AUGGUGUCCCCGUUCCUGUCGCCAGGGUUGGUGUCGAAAGAGCACGACCUGGCAUCCUUGCAUCUCCGACGUGACCAGUCACUACCAGUUGUUCUGUCGACAGAAGUGACCAGCGCCGAACAUGUAGGGUAUGCGGAAGGCGUGGUCACAAACACCCGUUUCGGAUCGUUCCCCCAUACCACCAUGAUCGGGGUGCCGUGGGGCAGUCAGAUCCGCGCGAGCAAGGUGGACACCGGGUCUCGAGGGCGCAAAGAAGCGAUCAAUGCAAAGAAGCGGAAGGCGGAGGUGCUGGAGCAGAGUCAGACGAACAGCCAGAACGGGGAGUCUGUGGUGGCUGUCGAGGCGGCGAGUUCGGGCUUCGUUCAUUUACUGCCCCCCACGCCGGAGAAUUGGACGAUUUCUCUGCCGCAUCGAACCCAGGUCGUCUACACGCCAGACUACGCCUACAUUUUGCACCGGAUCCGGGCGCGGCCGGGGUCCAGGCUGAUUGAGGCCGGGAGUGGCAGUGGCAGCUUCACCCAUGCUGCAGCUCGAGCCGUGUUCAAUGGGUACCCGACCGCUUCUGAUUCAGGAAGUGAGCAGCAAGGCACAGCCGCCGGCGAUGUCGAGUCUUUGGGCAAAGUUUUCUCCUACGAGUUCCACGCCGAGCGGCACAAGAAAGUCAAAGCAGAAAUGGUGGAGCACGGGUUGGAUGGCGUCGUCCACACGAUGCAUCGCGACGUCUACGCAGAUGGACUCCUGGUCUACAAAGACGAGAGCGAGGAGAAGACCUCUCCCGAGGCGAACGCGAUAUUCUUGGAUCUUCCCGCGCCAUGGGAGGCUCUACCGCAUCUGACGCGCGACCGUCGGGACGGUACGCCGUCUGCACUCGACCCCAACUCUGCUGUGCAUAUCUGCACCUUCAGUCCGUGCAUCGAACAGGUCCAAAAGACCGUGUCGGCGCUCCGGCAACAUGACUGGCUUGACAUCGAGAUGGUCGAGGUCCAACACAAGCGGAUCGAGGUGCGCCGCGAGUACACGGGUCUCGCAUACGAGGGCAUGCGCGGUGUGAACCCGUAUGCCGUAGAUGUGGAGGAAGCCCUGGCCAAGUUGCGCGAGGUCGAACGGCGCGCAAGGGACUUCCAUGCCGGCAGCCUUGCCGACCGCAAACCGGCGAACGGUGGACAACAGCACGGAGGUGGCAAGCUGCCGUUCGACGGCGGCAAGCUCGUGCAUAGAACAGAGCCCGAAAUCAAGACCCAUACCUCGUAUCUGGUCUUCGCCGUCCUGCCUAGAGCGUGGUCCGAAGAGGACGAGGCUGCGGCGCAGGCCAAGUGGUCCAAACACGUCACGGUUGCAUCCAACGUCCCGAAGAGCCAGCGACAACUGAAGAAAGAGGCUAAGCUGAGAGCCAAAAAUCAACGGCAAGCGCAGAACGGAGUGGAUAAUGGAAAUGAAGCGAAAGAGGCGAUUGAGGAAGUGAUGGAGGAAGCAGCUGGAAGCACAAAGGAAUAA
Capronia coronata CBS 617.96 is the source of this 1494-nucleotide messenger RNA. Its product is annotated as tRNA (adenine57-N1/adenine58-N1)-methyltransferase. The transcript has a single exon. Bases 1 to 1494 code for a protein of 497 amino acids. Lineage: Eukaryota; Fungi; Ascomycota; Eurotiomycetes; Chaetothyriales; Herpotrichiellaceae. The record is from RefSeq and is a predicted model, not a curated record. Gene Ontology annotation, cellular component: tRNA (m1A) methyltransferase complex; nucleus. Gene Ontology annotation, biological process: tRNA methylation.